Messenger RNA from Salvelinus fontinalis (brook trout), 1162 nucleotides. RefSeq names its product deleted in malignant brain tumors 1 protein-like. Lineage: Eukaryota; Metazoa; Chordata; Actinopteri; Salmoniformes; Salmonidae. The coding region runs from base 1 to 984 and encodes 327 amino acids. The transcript is spliced from 4 exons. The record is from RefSeq and is a predicted model, not a curated record. Gene Ontology annotation, cellular component: membrane.
AUGUCAGAACUGGACCCGCAGCUAGAACAGUCUGUGUGGCUUGUGGAUGGAGCUGGUCUCUGCUCUGGGAGAGUGGAGGUGAAGUCCAAUCAGUCCUGGGCCUCAGUGUGUGAAGCUGACUUUGACCGGCAGGAUGCAGAGGUAGUCUGUGGGGAGCUUGGCUGUGGGGCUCCUGCAGCUCUACAGGGGGGGCUAUAUGGAGAAGGUGAGGGUCAGACCUGGGAUAAAGAGUUCCAGUGUAAAGGCAAUGAGUCCCUUCUCCUGGACUGUGACACCUCAGACAGAAAAAACAACACCUGCCUACCUGAUAAUGCUGUUGGACUCACCUGCUCAGAGAAAAUAGUAAGAUUACUGUCUCUCUCUUUUCUUUUCACAGAGCCUGAUGAUGUGAGGCUGGUGGGAGGAGGCAGUCGCUGUGCUGGUGGAGUGGAGCGGUACGACCAGGGAGAGUGGAGGACUGUGGGAGCUGAAGACAGGGACCAGGAGGAUGUAGCUGCAGUAGUGUGUAGACAGCUGGGUUGUGGCUCCACUGUUUCAGUACCAUCUGGAAACACCACUAGAGGGUUUGGAUUCAUCUGUUCCGGGUCUGAGUCUUCACUGAGGGAAUGUAGGAGAAUAUAUUUUCUCCGUCAUGGACUCACAGUGAUCUGCUCAGAUCUCCUGGUCCAGCCUGAUAUCUCCCUGACUGACUCAAUGGGAGGGGUCUCCAGGGGCCACCAGGGGCCCGAGAUGUUCAGGGGCUACAGCUUCACCAUCACCUGCUCCACUCAGCCACAGUACCCAGGAGGCUCCUUCCUCCUCACGUUCACCGGCUCCAACAGAACCCAGACCCAGACAGCUGUCAAUCACUCUGCUGCCUUCCUCUUCCCUGCUGCAGAUGACUCCCACCAAGGGAACUACAGCUGUGUUUAUGACAAUUAUGUUUUCUCUCAUAACUUCUCCUUUGAGAGCGAGCUCCUCUCCCUCACCAUCACAGGUAACUGAACAUGAACCAGACUUAUAACUUUGUCAUUGACAGAUUUCCCACAGAUCUAUGUGAUGAUGAUCAGUCCCCUCAUCAAAGGUGUUUCUGUUUGCAGCCUCUCCUCUGCCAGCCUUCAUCAUCAGACACGUUGUAGUGCUGCUGCUCCUACUGACAGCCAUCACCACCUCCUACCUGUGC